AUGCAGCCGAGCCCAAGUGUCGAUUUCGUCUUGUGCACUGUUUCCUGGGAGCCUCAGCAGGUUGACAUCCUCCGCAGAGCCUUCUACCCGGCCGAGUUCGUCUACUGCUACAAGGAUGAUGCCCAGGCUAUCCGGGCUGCUCUUUCACGAGCCCAGGUCGCCAUUCUAGCAGGCGACAUCCCCCCGGACAUGCUGUCGAAUGCUCCGCAUCUCGUCUGGGUGCACUGUGACCACGCCGGCCUCAACAAGUCGGCCCGGCCAGAGGUGUUUGAUCGGGGACUCGUCGUCACGAGUUCAGCUGGGCGGUCUGCACCCGCGCUCGCACAGCACGCCUUCUUCUUCGCCUUGUCGUUGGCGUACAAAUCUAGAGACCUGCUGGCGCGGCAGGCAGCCCACGAGUGGCAUCAGGGACGUGAGGAGCUGCGCCUGGGCGGCGCCCUCUGGGGUCGACGCCUGGGCAUCCUGGGCUUCGGGCACACGGCUAAGGAGAUGGCGUCGCUGGGGCGCGCUUUCGGCAUGCACGUCACUGUCCUGCGGAGGAAGAAGGCUGGCGGCGACAUGGAGGUGACUGCUGCGACCGUCGACACCAUGUUGAGCGUCGAGGCCGGUGACGGCAUCGAGGGCCUCCUAAGCUGCGAUGUGGUGAUGCUCGCUGCGGGGCUAACGGACCAGACGCACCAUAUCUUUGGUGCCGAGCAGUUUCGACAGAUGAAGCCGUCGUCCAUCAUCAUCAACAUGGGCAGAGGAGCUCUGAUUGACGAGGAGGCCUUGGCAGACGCACUUAAGGGAGGGCAGAUUGCAGGAGCAGGGCUGGAUGUCUUUGAGGUUGAGCCUCUGCCCAAGGAGUCGCCGCUCUGGGACCUUGAAAAUGUACUCAUCACACCUCAUUCAACGCCAGGAAUGCCGGAUCGCACGGCACGAUCGAUCGGCGUUGUAUGUGAGAAUAUCAAGCGCUUCAAAGCUCAGGAGCCGCUGCUCAAUACCCUUGAUCGGAGCGACGUGUACACAAUGGGCAACAGCAGUUAG
Fusarium falciforme is the source of this 1026-nucleotide messenger RNA. RefSeq lists its product as hypothetical. Lineage: Eukaryota; Fungi; Ascomycota; Sordariomycetes; Hypocreales; Nectriaceae. Gene Ontology annotation, molecular function: NAD binding. The transcript has a single exon. Bases 1 to 1026 code for a protein of 341 amino acids. The record is from RefSeq and is a predicted model, not a curated record.